UUGGAUAGAUAUGAUGCCUAUCAUUAGCGGUGAACUGACUGAAUUGACGUUCAAUAUACCCUUGCUCUAGUCGAGGAUACUAAAGUUUAUUUCAUAGCUACAGUCGUGUAUAAUUUCUAAACUACAGGCAUUGGGAAGUCAACAGGAAAAUCCGAAGUUCUGGGACGUGAUAUUUAUGUGUCCAGUGAAGCAGAUGUUAUUGUUUUCUUUUCUGUAGAAAUGGGCACGACAAACUCCACCCUGUCAAAAAUUCCAAACGUCGAAGAAUUAAUGCAAGAAACGGGUUUCACCCCUGCACACAUUGUUCGACUUUAUGACCGUUUCGAAGCAUUGGACAAGGAAAAGACAGGCCUUCUCCGCCCACAGGAUUUUGGAGCCAUUAAUAGGUUGGCGAUGAACCCCAUCGGGGAUCGGAUCAUUGGGGCUUUCUUCUCUCCAGGGCAGGAAACAGUGGACUUCCACUCCUUUGUGAGGAUCCUGGCCCACUUCCGACCUGCGGACAAAAAACGUCCCAAAGAUCCCAGUAUGCCUGAACCUGUCAACAGUAGGACCAGUAAACUCAAGUUUGCCUUCCAACUAUAUGACCAGGACAAAGAUGGAAAAAUCUCCAGAGCUGAGCUUCUACAGGUGCUGCGGUCCAUGCUGGAGAUGCAGGUGACGGAGGAGCAGCUAGAGAGCAUUGCCGACCGCACCAUCCAGGAGGCUGACCUGGACAAGGACGAUGCCAUCUCCUUUGAGGAGUUCCGCAAGUCCCUGGAGAAGGUGAACAUCGACCACAAGAUGAGCAUUCGCUUCCUGCGCUAGCUAGAGUGGUUGCACUGGGUCAACUGACUGUUCAUGGUGAUGUAGCCCACUGUGUGUACUCAUCCCUCCAUGGUAAAAACAAGGCUUCUGCAGGGAAAUAUUACUGAUUCCUUUAACUGGAUGACUAACACUAAAUACCUUUAAAUGACUGAAUAAUAUGCUGUAAUUUAAUAUGUUUUUUUUUUACAGCAUACUGGAAUAUGGGCAUCAUGUUCCAAAGUCUAACUGUACUAGAGGCCUACUGUAUAACUACAUAGUAACUGCUUUUAUAUAAUACAAUAAAAUGCAAUUUAAUAAUAAUAAUUAUACAUGGGACUUAUUUAGUGGUAAUCAAGGACCCAAAGUCGCUUUACAAUUGUAGAAACAAAAAAAAUAUGUUCGUUUUGACAUGGGCAAACAUAAGCUUUUAUGAAGGGAAACGGAUACUUGAAAUUCACUCUUCCUUGUUAAUUUUUUGAAGUACACUACCGGUCAAAAGUUUUAGAACAUCUACUCAUUCAAGGGUUUUUCUUUAUUCUUA
This is a messenger RNA of Salvelinus sp. IW2-2015, 1324 nucleotides long. RefSeq names its product calcineurin B homologous protein 2. Gene Ontology annotation, cellular component: plasma membrane. Gene Ontology annotation, biological process: positive regulation of sodium:proton antiporter activity. The record is from RefSeq and is a predicted model, not a curated record. Gene Ontology annotation, molecular function: calcium ion binding. Lineage: Eukaryota; Metazoa; Chordata; Actinopteri; Salmoniformes; Salmonidae.